AAAUGACUAACCAUGUGGAGGUCCCCAUGGCAGAUGGUCCCCACAUCAUCUUGGAAGACUUGCCAAAACCUUGCCUGGAUAAGUACUGUGGAUGGCUUAUGCGAAAUGCACUGCUCACUCUCACUAUCAUAGGAGUCAUUUUAGGAUCUCUGUUUGGGGGUUUGCUAAGGUUGCUUCCACCACUUGAUAGUGACCUGAUCAUGCUGAUUUCUUUUCCCGGGGACAUCCUUAUGCGCAUGUUGAAGAUGUUGAUCCUGCCUCUUGUGAUAUCCAGUCUCAUUUCAGGUCUGGCUGGCCUGGAUGCCAAAUCGAGUGGGCGAAUGGGUACUCGUGCCAUGUUGUAUUAUAUGUCAACUACAGUGGUGGCAGCCAUAUUGGGUGUCAUUCUGGUCCUAUCCAUCCACCCUGGCAACCCAAAACUCAAGAAGGCUCCUACAGUGGUAUCCAAAAAUGAGGAUGUCUCCAGCUUGGAUGCUUUUCUGGACUUGAUCAGGAACCUAUUCCCAGAAAACUUGGUUCAGGCCUGUUUUCAGCAGAUCCAAACUGUCUCAACGAAAGUGCCUGUACCACCAGUAGUAGUACGUAAAGAAAACAUCAGCCAGAUAGUCCAUGCCAAUGGGACAGUGCUCAAUGCUACCAUCACGGAGGUCAAUGUGGGUCCUAGCACCGUGACCCAGAAACGGCUGGAGUUCAAGGCUGGAAUGAAUGUUUUGGGUUUGAUUGGCUUCUUCAUUGCCUUUGGCAUCUCCAUGGGGAAAAUGGGGGAACAAGCCAAGCCCAUGGCUGAUUUCUUCAACAUCCUCAAUGAGAUCAUCAUGAAGCUGGUUUCCAUGAUCAUGUGGUACUCACCUUUUGGCAUUGCGUCACUCAUCUGUGGCAAGAUUGCAGCUAUCAAAGACCUGGAGAUGGUGGCCAGGCAGCUGGGCAUGUACAUGGUGACUGUCAUUGUGGGCUUGGUGAUCCAUGGUGUUGUGGUGCUGCCUCUCAUCUUCUUUGUCAUCACUCGGCAGAAUCCCUUCAUCUUCUAUGCUGGUAUAUUCCAGGCUUGGCUUACUGCCCUUGGUACUGCCUCCAGUGCUGGAACACUGCCUGUAACUUUCCGCUGCCUCGAAGAGAACCUUAAAAUUGACAAACGGGUGACACGUUUUGUACUGCCUAUUGGAGCCACCAUCAACAUGGACGGCACUGCGCUCUAUGAGGCUGUGGCAGCCAUCUUCAUUGCACAGAUGAACAGCAUAAACUUGGAUGGGGGACAGAUUGCAACUGUCAGCCUGACAGCCACAUUGGCUAGCGUGGGGGCAGCCAGUAUACCCAGUGCUGGGUUAGUCACCAUGCUUCUGAUCCUGACAGCUGUGGGUCUCCCUACCCAGGACAUCAGUCUCCUCAUUGCUGUGGACUGGCUACUAGAUCGCAUGAGAACCUCCAUCAAUGUGGUGGGCGACUCCUUUGGUGCUGGCAUAGUCCAUUACCUCUCCCUGAAAGAGCUGGAAGUCAUUGAUGCCAGAGUUGAAGGGCGUGAGCCAGACCCCUCUGCCCUGAAACUGCAAGCGCUGGGCAAUCACCAGGGGCCCCUGGAAGGCUCCAUUGGCUCUGGGUACACAGUCCUGCCCAGCCAAGAUGAGGAGGAGCUUCCAGAGAAAAUGGAUGCAGCAUCGCAGUACAGUGAGAAGGAUGAAGAGGACCCUUCCAAUGAUGAAGAGGAAAGAGAAGAGAAGAAAGAAGGCGAAUAGAUAACCAUCCCCCCUCGCUCUCUUCCUCCUUCACACACACAGCACAAUAGUUGCUGCCAGCCUCAGCAAUGUAGAUGAUGGGAGAGAUGAGGGGGGCAGUAUCACAAUAUUGAUGUGAUUUUCU
Messenger RNA from Sceloporus undulatus (fence lizard), 1854 nucleotides. Its product is annotated as excitatory amino acid transporter 2-like. Bases 3 to 1730 code for a protein of 575 amino acids. The transcript is spliced from 10 exons. Gene Ontology annotation, cellular component: plasma membrane. Gene Ontology annotation, biological process: L-glutamate transmembrane transport. Lineage: Eukaryota; Metazoa; Chordata; Lepidosauria; Squamata; Phrynosomatidae. Gene Ontology annotation, molecular function: neutral L-amino acid transmembrane transporter activity; L-glutamate transmembrane transporter activity; glutamate:sodium symporter activity. The record is from RefSeq and is a predicted model, not a curated record.